GCCCGCCCAGCCGGCGCCGCCCGCGCUGCCACACGCACCCACUCCCGCACACGCCCGCGGUGCCCGCGGCCUCUGCAGGGGAAGGAACUGAUCGAAACUCCAGGUAGAAGAUAAAUUUUGGAAUAAGAAGACACUUGUGUACACUGAAAAGAAAUCACAGAAGGAUUGUUGAGAAGAAUCUAGAGUACAAGUUCUGGUAGGAAAAUGACUCGCCUGGCACGGGAGCAGGAGUUAUGAGCCAUGUCCCAGUGAGACCGGCGGAAUUAAGAGCAAAUGCCUGGAGAAGUCCAGUUGCACAGAGCAGUGCUACGGCUCUUGUGAGCUGCGGGUAUCGACGCCUCUCAGACUCGCUUCUCUGGCCCCGAGCACUCUGCCAAUAUUUCCUGCCCCACGAAUGGCUACUCAGAGGAAGCACUUGGUGAAAGAUUUCAAUCCUCAUAUCACCUGCUAUAUCUGUAAAGGCUAUCUCAUCAAGCCAACCACAGUAACCGAGUGCCUCCAUACCUUUUGUAAGACUUGUAUCGUUCAACACUUUGAAGACAGCAAUGACUGUCCCAGAUGUGGCAACCAAGUGCAUGAGACCAAUCCACUAGAAAUGUUAAGGCUGGAUAACACCUUAGAGGAAAUUAUAUUUAAGUUGGUGCCUGGACUUCGAGAACAGGAACUGCAGCGAGAGAUCGAAUUUUGGAAGAAAAACAAACCUCAAGAAAAUGGACAAGAUGAAAGUCCAAAAGCUGAUAGACCCAAAGUAGAUGAGGAGUGUGAUGAAAAUGAAGAAGAUAAAGACUAUCACAGGAGUGACCCACAGAUUGCUAUCUGCCUCGACUGUUUACGCAACAAUGGGCAGUCAGGAGAUAAUGUAGUCAAAGGUUUAAUGAAGAAAUUUAUCCGCUGUUCUACUCGAGUGACUGUGGGAACUAUCAAAAAGUUUCUCAGCUUAAAAUUGAAACUUCCAAGUUCUUACGAGCUGGAUGUACUAUGCAACGGAGAAAUUAUGGGGAAGGAUCAUACUAUGGAAUUCAUCUAUAUGACAAGAUGGAGACUAAGAGGCGAAAACUUUCGGUGUCAGAACUGCUCAUCUUCGCAAGUCUGCUCACAGGAUGGCACUUUUUAUCAGUCUUACCCUAUGGUACUUCAGUAUCGACCUAGAAUUGACUUCGGUUAGACCAAAGGGCCAGAUCCCACUGAGAUGAAUCCUGCACUAUUUGUUUACCCAUCGACAGAUUGCACAAUGAAUGGAUGUGCCUGGAUUGGGGGGACACAGCCAGAUUUUCAGCAUGCAAAUAAGGACAUUGUCUUUCUUAAAAUUGUCAGUUGCAUCUCUGUUGUUUCUAUUAGAGCAAGCCAAGUGCCAUUCUGCUACUGAAAUGUGCAUAAGAUAUUUGUGUAUCUUAAGGGUGUGCUGCAAAUCAUAGCCAAAAUCAUGAAAUGUACAGUCAAGAUUCAAAAACUAUGGAAUAUUUUUGCUUGCGUGUUAGAAAAUUUUUCUGGUCCUAAUAUUGAUUACAUUAGCAAAAUGGCAGAGUGCUCAUUCCAUGUGGUGUUGCAGUUUCACACACUUACUAUUUUACUGAAUAUUGUUGUUUAAAUCAUAGAGUACUGUACAAAUAACUAAGGAUUAUACCUUGACGAUAUUUUGUAUAGAAAAUAUAUUUAGAAAAGUGGUUGUUGGGCCACUACCUUUUUCUUGAUGAGGUUCUCAUGGGUCCAGGUAUAGCUCGCUCAUGAGUGUGCAACAGUCCUUUUGCAGUGAAUGAAGAUUAAUUACACUUAACAGGAGAUGUAGAACAUGAUAAUUCAAAACAGUAAUUUUAAAUCUUCUAAAUAGAUUCUACUAUUAUUGCUUAAAAGCAUUGAAGCCUUUGUGAUUGCACUUUUCUAUGGUUUCCCUGAAGAUUGGAAUUUGGGAUACUACCUAUUUUUGGAAAAUGGUUUCUGGUCAGAUUACGUUUUUUCUAAUUAAGCUUCCGCAAAAAUGAAGCUAAAAUAAUAUAAAUGUCUAUGGAAAAAAUAAAUUUCACUACAAAAUUACAACCAAGGCAAAAUUUUACAUAAUUAUUACCUCUCAUAAAAAGCAUUUCCUUUCAAGAUUGGAUGGAGGUCUAUAGUAUGUGAAGACAAAAAUAAUAUAUAGCUUUAAUUACAUAUUGUACCUCUUGCAACUAUCUGGAGUUUAGAAUUCAUUACAGAAAUUUUCAUUAGUUAAAGUCACAUCAUAAAACUAUUUCCAUAAAAUUAGAGGUAGUGCAAUACUGAAGAUAAGCAGUCUGACCAAUAUAAUUGUUCAGGUCAUCUUUUUUUUCUAAGACCUGGUAGUGCUGGAUAAAGCGAUUGUUGCCUUAGGUAUUGCAAGCGUAAUGGUUCUAGCAUGGAAUUUUUUUGGGGGUUUCGGGUAAUGUUGCAGGGAGCAUAGCAAUGUGUAUGUUUUCUGUAGUCUUCCAUUGUCUUUGCUUAAUAGUCAGUUGAGUUUUUCUCUUCAAGUUCUCUGGAGAUAUUUAUAGUUCAGUAACUUUAUGUAAUUUCUACUUAAUAGAUGCCUGCUAGUGUUGUAGAUAGCUAUUUACUUUUUUUAUGCCUUUUGCAUACAGCAAAAAGGAACCAAAUUAAUUUUUCAGAAGCUACUGUAGAGUGAACUGGUCUUAGACAAAGUGAAAAUUCUUUCUUGGGAUCAAGUAUAAAAGAUGGAUGCAAGGCUGUAAAUCCUUUGUAAGUGUAUGUCCAUGUACAUUAGUAUGUUCUGUAGGAGAAAUAAGCAUGUUGUGGACUAAAUCUGGCCCCUGUAAUGAUGUUAGGAGUUCUAACAUUGAUGACUUGAGGAACAUCAUGCCUAGGGCAGGUUGAAUUCUACCAUUGCACACCAAAGCCCAUAUGACACACAGAAAUAAAGAUGCUGUCGGUAGCAGUCUGUUUAGGAAACCUGCUAUUGCAGGUCAGGUUUGCACAUAUUGUGCAGGUGCCAGUGGGACUGGGAAAGCAAAAUGUUAAGGAAGUUGCUGCCCCUUUCUGCAGGCACAGUGUGCUGGCCGAUACAGGCACGUGUUCGUGGGAAGGGGUGCAUGUACUGGCUGCAGGGAGCAGUCACCUUUUUGCCCUCCCAGUCUGUGAUGUGCUACUUGACAGAAAGAAAAUUUUCCAUGUAGGGAGGGCCCUUCUCUGCAGAGCCUCUGGGGAAAAAUAGAUUCUUUGUGUGUAUAGAGGUUCUCCUCAUGGAGCAGCUUGGAAGAGCAAAGCAUACAUUCUGAUUGCGAAUCAUUUUUUCUCUUUAGUAUACAUAAUUAUUUUGUACAGUAGAAAUAGGGUAUUAUUUGUAAAUAUUUACAUGCACACACAAAUGACACCUUACAGUUUUUAUAUAUUUCAUGUGUUUUUAUACCAGAAUUUUCACUGUAGAUUUGCUUGACAUAAAACACCUGUUUCAAUUUAUCACAAAGGUAAUGGUAGGAUGCUUAAGCAUAAUUUCUGCUUCGUUCAGGGCACAGUUCAGGGCUGAGUUUUUUUCUCAGCAAUUGUACUUGCUGUUUUGACAAAUUUGAACAGACUUGUUUUAAAAAGACAGGAAUGCAUCAUUUUUAAUCCAUCCACCUAACAGGGCCCCUGUAAUAGCACUGUUUUCGUGUUGCCUUUGGAAUGGUUCCUAGUAGAAGCUUUCUUUGACUGUUUGAUAACUUUCUGUAUUCAUAAUUCAGAGAACUGUGAAUUCUCUCGAUCAGAAUUGGACAUUGUUUUAACUCAUGGUAUUUUCUUGAUGCAAGUUAAAUCUAGGUUACAGAAGACAAAUCUUCAUUUUAAGCAUGGAAAAUACUGACAGAUCUGAAUCGAUGUUCCCAGCUAAGAAUGGUGGCAUUAAAUGCAUAUGAGCUAACCACCUACACUUUAUGCAUUUCUGAUUUGAUGGCACAGUGCCCGAGUGCUGCUACAGUUUAAUAGUUUUUGUAACAGUGAAGUGCCAGUGAAAUACGUAUCUUAACUGGGCAGCUUAUAUAGCACAGGCAUUGCCUUCCUUACGGGAAAUUUUUCUCCUAUAUAGUACAUAUGUGCCAUAUGUCUACAGAUAUGCAUAUUUAAUUCAUUUGUGCCAACUAAGAGUAUCUGAGCACCAUAGGAAUAUGAGAAUGCAUGUGUAGAUUCCUGUGUGCCAAAGACGGGGUGAAGUGAAAUGAGUACCUAAGUAUUCCCUUCAGACUGCACCAUAUGCCAUCCUAGAGCAGAUGCCUGGAUGGAGUCACACUUUCUGAGCAUUCCAUGACAAAGUGUCACCACUGCAUGCUUGUAAAGCAUAGGAAUAUAAGUGUUGCUGCCACUGUGUUUCUAUGACUUUCCCAUAUCAGAAAUAUCUAGCUGCAGAGGGAUAAGACCUAAAAAAUUCUGCACUACUACCUAACCUUGCUGUCUCUUAUUUAGCACAUUUGGUGCUGCUUUGUUUUUCCCUUAAAGUGAAAAACUCAUUCAUUAGAGUCAUAAGCAACUUUUUGUUCAGCAUAGCUGAUUGCUGCAUUUAUCUAGUAACAAGCUGUAAGCUAGAAUUCACAGACAAGAUCUUAUAACAUCUCAAACAAUACGGAAUUAGAUGAUUAACCAAGAAAUGUAUCUUCCAUCAUGCAUUACUACACUGCUGGUAGCUAAGGGCCUAGUCCUGUAAACUUUUUUGUUCCUUUUAAAUACCAAAUAAGAUUACUACAAUAACUUAAGUGACUCACCACUAUAGUAGGUACUGCUCACUUGAAAGCUUCUGGGAUUUGGGUCCUAGGAGUAUGCAAUGCUGUAAGUAUAUUCUGCAUACUCAGCUAGUUUGCAGUAAUUGUGCAAAAAAAAUAUAAAAGUAUUAUUUUGACUUUAUUGAAAAUGUUAUACAAAACAAAGUGCCUGAUUAUUAAUACAGAAUACCUUUUCAGCCCAUUAUUUGCAUUUGACAGGGUAAUAUUUGCUUCUGUAUUUUAUCUAUGGUCUUAAUAUUUUCAGCAAGAAUAUUUCAUAAACAUGCUGUACUGAGAAGCUUUCCGGGGAAAAAGGCAUAAAAAGAAAUAUGCCCUUUUAGAUAACUUAAACCCUAUCUCAGUAGAAAUUAUAUGAAAAAAUACUUUUAUAUUGAAAAUAUUCCAUUUUCUGCAUAAGGGACCCUUUAAUUCUGAAUCUUGGUGUGUUUUCCUCUAUAGGUUCCAGCAAUAUGACUUCACUUUUCUGUUAUUGAAAACAGUUCUAGUGCAUCAGGAGAAAAGAGAUUGAUCCCAUUCCAUUUAGAGAGAAGCUAGGCUCUUAUUCUCUGAUGCAGACAAAGUAAUGGUCCAGAGUUUCAUCUCAUCUCUCCCAUGUAUAAGUUACACAUGACCUUGUGAGAGACAUAAACUAUUUUUCCUUCUCUGCUGCUUUCAAAAAUAACAAAAUAGGCCAGGGUUUAGUCCUUUAAUUGAAUCAGUUACUGAGCUUUAUCAUUUGUGGGUUUUUUUAUGUUUUCACGUAAGUGAAAACAAGAAGAGGCAUCCACACCCCAGAAAAAACAUUCUUGAGAGGACUUGCAACAAAAGAAAUAGCAUCCAGCUCAGCCAGAUACUAUGUCUGGUAGAAAUACUAGAGAACAGAUAGCUGUUCAAAGCCAAUCCUAAAUCUCAAAAUAAACAGACUGAGCCUUGUGUAUAGAGGGGCUACACAAAAUACUGGGCAGUUACAUGCACUGAUUGAACUUAUUUUUAUCCUGGAAAAGUGCAAAGGCAUUAAGAUUUACAUGCCUAUCUAAGAGCUUAGUCCAGUUUCUUCACUUAAUCUGACAGGGUGAAGGCAUCUCUAUGCUUCCUACGAAAAUGCAUAUAUCAUGCAGCAUAUUCCCCUCUGAUUUUACUUUGUGCUUUGUUAUCUUAUUAUUUUCUCAGUUAAAAUGUCUUAAGCAGGCACUUUCUGUCCUCUAAUUAAUUCUAGGUCAUUACACAUCUUUUACCCUUUCCCAUACCCCACCCCAUUUCAUACCCAACAGGUUAAAACAUUGAGGAAUUAUGAAGGCGAAAUUGCCCAUGAGGUGUCAGCUCACACGUUUCAUUCAUCAGGCAGCUCUCACAGAUUUCAGCCGAGUUUUCACAGUUCUGCAUUUUGAAUCCUUUAUAGCCCGUUUGAACAAGGUCAUACUUCCACAAGGGGUUGAGCUAAAUACACUUGUUUGAGUAAGGAUUGCAGUCUGCCAGAGUGUGCUCCAAGAUGAAUAACAAGACAUGAGGGGAUUGAUUCACCCUAAAGGAAAUGUGAAAAGCUUCCAACUGCACAUUUACCACUAAUUUUGUGACAUAGGGAUUGUCUGACCUUCAGACCUCAGCUGAAACAUCCAUUGUAGGAAUGUCCUCCAACAGAUGAUCUUGUAAUGUUAAUAUAUUUCUCUUCAUAAGCAGACUUAGCUGUUGAUUGUCUAAUUGCUGUCUGCACUGUCUGUAGAGCAAAUUAAAGCAUUAGAUUCCAGAAUAGGAAUUUGAUUAAUUAAUGAAUUCCUGACAGAUUUUUCUAUCCAAGGUAUGUGCCAUAAAUCUUUUGAAUUCAGGUAGCUUGCUGCUACAGUUGAGUAAGGCCGUGGUUUCAUUCUCUAGUGAGCAGUUUGGGUCUGUGUGGUUCUGGAGUGUGGCAGUGAAACGGAGGAGCUCUGUAGAUGGGUAGAAAUGUCUCAGUUAUCUUUUGCACUUGCAGAAGGAGACCAUGUUCUGUAAGCUCAGAAUAGAGGAGGAUUCUGGAAUGAAAGAUGUCUACAAGUUGAAAGUUUUUGCCAUUACAUUAAUUUUAACCAAAGAGAGGCAUUCGUUUGACUUUGCUUGUUUUUCUGAACCAUUAGGCAUACUUUUCUUUGAAGUUCAUACUAGAACUUCUAUGUAUUUUUAGGAAAUACUUCUAACAUGGUUGACAGUUGACAGGAUGAGGUGAACAGAAGUAGCUACUGUGCAUUUUCCUUUUUUCUUGUGAUAGCGAGUGGAAAGCAAAGUAAGAGUUGAGGGAAGGUUGCUAUUCGAUACACAAAAUCGCUGCAACAGUAUAACAUUUUGCUGCUAGUUAACAUACUGAGGUUUUUAUUACAAAUGAAGUUGUAAUGAAGAUGUUUAUUAUCAAAGUGCAAGGCACAUAUUUUAUGAUGGUAUUCUACUCCUAAAAUUCAGUUUUGUAUUGAGUAUGGUAGGUAUUGUUCCUGUUGCCUCCUGAAUUUUGAUGCAGUAAAAUGAAAUGGGCUCCCUUUUUACUGA
Messenger RNA from Empidonax traillii (willow flycatcher), 7205 nucleotides. It is a transcript of the gene PCGF5, whose product is annotated as polycomb group ring finger 5. Gene Ontology annotation, cellular component: PRC1 complex. The transcript has 11 exons. Lineage: Eukaryota; Metazoa; Chordata; Aves; Passeriformes; Tyrannidae. Bases 395 to 1165 code for a protein of 256 amino acids. The record is from RefSeq and is a predicted model, not a curated record. Gene Ontology annotation, biological process: regulation of transcription by RNA polymerase II.